GGUUCUAGCUACUUGAAUCUUGUUUUUUUUUCCCGUCUGGAUUCUUGAAUCCCAAAUUUUCUUGCUCUGUUAUAAUGAAUCAUCAGCUCAGAAUCUUGGCCAUGGAAGAACGGGAAGAGGAGGCAGUCGAGAUCAGGGAUGUAUGGGGUCACAAUCUGGAAGCCGAAUUCGGAAUCAUCAGCAACAUAGUGGACGAUUACCCGUACAUCGCCAUGGACACGGAGUUCCCGGGAGUGGUCGUCCAGGCGUGCGGCGGAGCGAGUUUGGAGCAGUUGGGGCGCACGGGGUACAAUUACCGGAAGAUGAAAGACAAUGUGGAGAUUCUGAAGCUGAUUCAGGUGGGCCUCACCUUCUCCGACGCCGAGGGGAACCUCCCGACCUUGGGGACGGGGAGAGGCCACGUUUGGCAGUUCAACUUCCGGGAGUUCGACCCGGAGGCGGACCCACACGCCCACGACUCCGUAGAGAUGCUCCGGGAAUGUGGGACGGACUUCAGGAGGAACAAGACGGAGGGGGUGAGCUCCGACCAGUUCUACGAGCUUCUGGUGUCGUCCGGGGCGGUUCUGAACCCGGAUGUUCAAUGGGUCACCUUCCACGGGUCCUCCGACUUCGGGUACCUGGUUCAGGGGCUGACGGGGACGAAGAGAGGGGGAGAAGGGAUCGGUUCCCUCCCGGAGACUCAGGGGGAGUUUCUGAAACUGGUGAAGCUGUUCUUCCCGGUGUUCUAUGACGUAAAACACGUGAUCAGAGCCUGCAACGACAUCUAUGGCGGGCUGGCGAGGGUCGCCGGAGAUUUGGGCGUGAAGAGAGCCGCCGGGAACGCCCACCAAGCUGGCUCUGACAGCCUGCUGACGUCUCGUGUCUUCUUCAAGCUCAAAGCCACCCGGCCUCAUCUUCUCCUCGAUCAUCGAUAUGCUGGUGUGCUCUAUGAUCUUGAUCCUUAGCUUCUUCUUAAUUUAUUCAACGCAACACUCUCCUUUGAAUUCUCCAUAAAAAAUAAAAAAAGGUUUUGCAAGAAAAAAAAAGGGUUUUUUUUUUCCAGAUGUAUAGUGAGUAUACUCUGUUCUUGUUCAAGUAAGGGUAGGCCAAAAAAAAAAGGUUGUAUUG
This is a messenger RNA of Cuscuta campestris, 1107 nucleotides long. Lineage: Eukaryota; Viridiplantae; Streptophyta; Magnoliopsida; Solanales; Convolvulaceae. The record is from the annotation of a GenBank genome assembly.